AUGGAUGCAUAUGAACUUAUCGUUUUUAAACAAAUCAAACAAGUUGAAUCUUCUAAAACUCAUUGCGUAAUUGACUUAACUCGACCAAUAAUAGCUACGUAUAAUCGUAUAUCUACGAUUUGUCAUUAUAUUAUUCCAUUUCUGGUACAAGUCAUUUCAAUUAGUCUUCUCGUACUAUUUAUUGCACGAAGUCGCGCGAAGGCAAGUGGACAUAAACUUACAUUUCGACAAGUAUUGAUGAAGCAAUUUUAUACUCAAAAAGAACUUUAUAUUACACCUACCAUUAUCAUACUAUCAGCUUUACCUCAAAUUAUUCUAUCAACUGCUUUAGGUUGUACAGAACUGAGCAAUUCACAGCGACAUUUACUUCGAAUCAGUUACUUACUUGCAUAUACUCCUCAAGCAUUGGGCUUCAUUCUCUAUGUACUACCAUCUACUGAGUAUAGGAAAGAAUUUUCACAAACAUUUUUAGGUAAAAACCUGUUGAAAAACCAGUAA
Adineta ricciae is the source of this 498-nucleotide messenger RNA. The record is from the annotation of a GenBank genome assembly. NCBI's taxonomy places the organism in Eukaryota, Metazoa, Rotifera, Eurotatoria, Adinetida, Adinetidae.